CCAAGCAGGUUUCCAGGAAAAGAUGCAAGAAUUCCGCCUAGGCUUAUCUUUUGUUGUUCAUUUUUGUAGUGGAAAUGAUGGAAGUUAUUUAAUUAAAUCAAGAAACAGCGUUGGUUAUGAAGAAACAGGAUGCCAUAGUGGUGGCGUGGCGAUUCCUGAAACAGACUGCACAGGGAGUGGAUGGACAUACAUAGGGGAUUUGUUUAGCAACCAAAACACUGUAAUUAAAUCAGUUUAAUUAUUAUAUACCAAUAGUCAAAGUUGGUAUAAAAGUCACGAAAUUUGAUUGUUUCCUGGCAAAAGCUCUGAGCGGUGGACAUUAUUUUUAUUCGCCUGUGAAUAUCGUCGAGUUAUUUUCUUUGACACUUGGUAUAUAAUAAAAAAAUACUUAUUGACUGUGACUUUCGGGAAACACUAUGUUUUGUGGACUAUGGACUGCUGACGUUUCCAGAGCCGUUGCCCCCCUCCCCUCCACUAAACCUCUGCAAUAUUUUUCCCCUCCACUAAACCUCUAGUGCAAUAUUUUCGUUUACACCCAGGGUCGUAGCGACCGGAGGAUGUAUAGGGUCAGGAUAAGAAUUAGGGUUAGUAUUCAUCAUUGAACUAUAAGUUCGCCGCCAUCAUCUUUGAAGCCGGCCAUGAGCGUUUUCUGCAGGUAGCCCCACUGCCCCAGUCCUUUUUUACAAAAUAGAUGCGAAAAAUACAGCUUAAAAAUCGUUAAUAUUUUCUCAUUUUUACUUUUUUCAACGGAAUUUAUAUUUAUCGUAGAGCACACUUGGACAACACAACUUUUAUCUAAGGCACAUAAUAUAUGUCAGGGUUCGUAGUCUCCAAGACCAAACUGAAAUUCAAAGACUUUCAAAGAUUUAUUCUGCCUAUUUUCAAAGACUUUUCAAAGACCUUUGAAGGCAAUCAGCUGCCGAAAAGUUGCGAGUGUACGUAAGCACCAUUUUUACCCAGUAAUUAGUCCCGUCAAAUCACAUCCUAAAAUGCGCCUUUUCGUCGAUAUCUGCAAAAAAUCUUGCUUCAAUCCAUCUAUUUUAUUAGCUAGGAAAUCGUAUAAUCAAAUACUCAAUAAAGAAUUUAAAGACUUUCUUCGCUUUUUCACACAAUUCCAAGACUUUUCAAAGACCUUAAAGACCUGCGUUCAAAUUUAAAGACUUUCAAGGAUUUCAAAGACCGCUACGAACCCUGAUAAAAUAUGUAAAUAUUGUUUAUCCGUCGAAAUAUGACACGGACAAAACGAAACUCGGCAAAAAACCGAGCGAAAAUGUAUGACUAUGUCUAUGGUUUUUCUGAGACCUUCUGAGUUUUUAGAUUUUCCAGGAAGAGUUCAAAAACAAUUUUAUACAAUUUAUGUAGAAAAAUCUUAGAUACAGUUGUUAAUGGAUGUCCACACAUUGAGAAACGUACCUUAAUAACUAAAGUUAAAAAAACUUAAAAUUAAGGAUUAAAUUAGUGAAAACACUUCGUAAAAAAAAUCAGUAUUUAUUUUCGUAUACAUAUACCUGCGAACAGGCUAUACUUGAGCGCCCGAAAUUUGGUUUCACCCAAACAUAGGCCUUUAUCAUAGGAGUCCCAGUUUACUUAUAGUUCGAUGGUAUUCAUAAACAGCGAGACACGAGUCUUUUCUCGACAAUUUUAUUCGCCGAAGCAAGGAAAUAGACUUUAAAGUAUGUCAUAUUAAAAAAAUAUAUUUCGCUGAUUCUCAGCCUCUUCAGUUUGACGCCAUAUUGAAAAAAAAAGUUUGACGCAAGAUAAUGUGCAGACGACAAAAAUUUUAAAUAUGUCUUCGUCAUCGUACUUCGUUGAAUCGUUGUCGUGAUCAGACUCUCUAGUUAUUUGAGACGGCUCCUUAAAAUUGCCAAAAUUUAAAAUCGUUGCUCUGUGAAAAAAAUUCAUCAGCAGUGUUACAAUUUCUCGUUAUUCUAGAACGACACGAGCUACGACUCUGCAGUUUGGACUGCAAAAGGAGAAAACCAGACUCAAUUUAAUUCACAUUUCUGGAGUGCUAACGUGACUGAGGUGUGCUUAACCUCAUCUGGAUUUGGUAUUCAACUUCCCGUGAUAGGUCCGUCGCUGCGCAGUUUAUUUUUCGAAAACAUCACAUUGGAAAUACCUAUACAACAAUGGAUUGAUGGUAUCAAAAUCGAUGCCUCGCAACUUAACUUCACUAACGGUUGUUUUAAAAGUGGUUUCAACGUGGGGGAUCCAAAUUCUGUUCGUGCUCGUUUAGGGGUUGUCAGCGUGGUUCCUCACGCGGGUAAGUAAGGCCUGGUUCAAAAGUCGCAUUUUGUUCAAUGCAUUUUGCAUAUACAGCCAAUUCAAAAAAGGUUGUCCUUUGCAAACCCUAAACUCUAAACCUUAAACUUUAAACUCUGAGCGCGCAAAGCUUAAUGGGAGCACAAGUUUCAAGAAUGAAUGUUGCAGCUAUUUGUAAAUGAAUUGUUUUCAUAAGGAAAUAUUUACCAUGUCUUUACGAAAUGGGCCCAUUAUAUGAUUUCUAUAAACUGAUUAAAUGAUGCUCCCAUUAUGCUUUGCACGCCUGAGUUUAAGGUUUACAACCUUUUUUGAAUCAGCUGUAUAUGUCGAAUACAAUUCGCAUUAGAUUUAAGCAAAUUGAAUUAAUGGAAAAUUCAACACCCGUGUCAAACAAAUUUUGAAACGUCGAAUUUUGCAUGCUUCGAAUUCAAUUCGUCUUGGGCGUUGCCUGGAAAGACGUAAAGCUUGAGACAUUAAUCUCGUUUAUAAGAAUAUUAAGGCUGAAAUAGGCAAAAUUUUAAGAAUUUACUAAGAAUACAUCCAAGAUCGUUAAAAGAACAUCUUUCAGAGUAUGAAAGUAUAUGCUAUCUUUAAAAGGAAGAACGGGAAAUCGAGCAUAUCGGGGAAUAGCUCGGGGAAUAUCAUAUUCCCCCUUUCAAAGAUCUUUAAAAGGGGGAAUAUGAUAUUAUUCCCCAUUUAUUAUAUGGCAAGCAUUUGUUUUGAUGAAUCGCGCAAUUUGAUUGGCUGCUGACGAGGCAGGAUUUUCCCGUAUUGCCCACGGGCAAUACGCAAUUUUUUUGCCCCGCGACAAGAGCCGAGUUUCAAACGGCAAAAAGUGUCUAAAAGUCUUUCAAAACUAUUCAAAACGAAGAAAAAUAAACCUAAACUAAAGAAAAGGAGCACCUUCUUUGGAUAAAGAACUUUCUCAAUAUGUUUUUGUUAGCGAAAGUCGAAAUUACAAGGUAAAUUUUACAAUGUUUAUAACUAUUAAAGAAGUCAGGAAUAGCUGUGUUUUGACUUUGUGAAGAGCUGCAAAUCUUAUUUGCAGAUAGCCGAGGAAUUUGACACCAUCCUAAAUAAAAAAUACAACUAAAGCAGCCACAGACUUAUAUUUUUUCCCUGAAAAUUUCUGGGGUUUUUCGAUAAAAAGAGAUAUAUUUAUGAGAUGAAGCGAACUAAAACCGUACUUGUCCAUACUGUUUAUUAAUUUUAUUGUUUUCAUAUUUGUUGUCUUUGUCUUUGAUUAAAUGACGAAAUACCUCGUAUUUUUCUUGAAAUACUAUCCAACUGUGUUAGUAUUCUAUAUAAAAAUUGCUGUAGAGUAGUUUUACUAACCAAGCUUGAGAACAUUUUUUACAAUUGUUCUUUCUUGCAAAUGUUUCGGACUUUGUACUUUGCCCUCGCGUGUCCUUUUUUACCCAUUUUUUACAAACGUACAAUGCCAUAUAAUAAAAAAACUUACUGACCUCAACCGUUCGGGCAGUACGGGAAAAUAUCCAACCUCGGUCUUGCUGUAUUGACCUCGCUAUCGCUCGUUCAAUACAGCAAGACCUCGGUUGGAUAUUUUCCCGUACUGCCCUCACUCUCGGUCAGUAAGUUAUUAAUAUUCCACCUUUUAAAAUUCUUUAAACGGGGGGAUAUGAUAUUCCCCGAGAUAUUCCCCGUUCCUCCAUUCCUCGUUCCCCCUUGUGAAGAUAGCCUGAAAGUAUAUGCUAUGCUCUGACGUAUAUAUUACAAACAGCUGCAAAAGUACCUUAUGGUACUGUACUCCGAAAUUUAAGAAUGCCGUAAAAAUAUUUUAAGCUCAACUUUAUCAGUGUAGCUCGCUACAGCUAUACAGUUUUCGGUAAAAGUAUAGUCAAAAACUACUUGCUACUUGAAAGUUGUAAUUUGCAACAGUAUCAGACUACAACUACUUCGCUACUAUACGCCCCCUCAUUGAACGAUAUAGUAACACGUAGUUUUAAAUUUAAUUUCGUCUAGGCUGUAGUUUAUCCGUGAAGGCGAUUGGCGUCGGUAUAAAAGUUGCUGGUAAGGAUUAUGGCAGCGUGCAUGGCUUGUACGCCAACACAAAUAAUGCUAUAAGUGAUGUGUCGUAUCACGACGUCAUCGUUUAUGUCCGUUCGCGUCCUGGCCCGAGUUAA
This is a messenger RNA of Paramuricea clavata, 4406 nucleotides long. Lineage: Eukaryota; Metazoa; Cnidaria; Anthozoa; Malacalcyonacea; Plexauridae. The record is from the annotation of a GenBank genome assembly.